GCAACAAUCUAACAUUUAACGCAAUGCUACCAAAAGAUCAAUUAGAAGUAGGUUUCUCUUCUCAUGAGUUUCUGUAUGACAGUAAGAGGAAGGAACUUCCUCCUGAAGAUUAGAGAGGGAAGGGAGCGACGAUUCACCCUCAGUCCAGAGUUUUAACAUUUUAACAACAGCAGCGAGAGGAGAAUAGAAGGGUGAGCAAGAAUGUCAGAAAAUCUCAUCUAUGCUGAUUUGAACUUGACUGAAUCAACCAGUCGCAGACUACAGAAAGUCACUGAUGCCCAAGGUUCUGUAUAUGCAGAAGUGAAAGUGCAGUCCCUAGACACAAAUGCUGCAGCUAGCUACACGUCAUGCGGUAAAAUCUGCUGCUCCCGAACACGUGUCGCUGUAUUGGUUGCUGUGACAAUCCUCCUACUGGUCUCAGCGGUGUGUCUGAUAGUUAUGUGGACUCCUGGGGUGGCAGAGACUGGCAGGGAUCCACAGUGGUCUGGUGAAAAUCAGAAUCAGGAUCACACAGGCUGCCCCCAAGACUGGAAAAAAUAUGGGAAAAAAUGCUACUUCUUUUCUCAAACACGGGGAGGAAAACACUGGAACGCCUCCCGGCAAGAAUGUAUUGACAUGAAGUCAGACCUGGUGAUCAUUGACAACAAUGAAACACUGCAAUAUCUUAUUUCACAAUCAAGCGGUCAUUACUACUUACUUGGUCUCACCUACUCUGAGACCGAGCAUAAGUGGAAGUGGAUUAACAACGUGGAGCAUAGCCCAGACAUAUUUCCUAUAGAAGAAUUUUCUAACUAUUUCUGCGCUGUCAUCAGGCAUAAAGUAGAAACUGCAUCUUGUGAAGGAUCCUCAACAACACGAACUAUGUGUGAAAAAGCUUCAAGUACUUCAGAAAGGCAGAAGGAGAGCUAAAAAAAAAAAAAAAAAAAAGGUCUGUAGAGCUCGGGAGCUCGGGCAUGGAAUGAGUGAGGAAGUUAGACUUGAUGUCUGGCUGAGAUGAAGCUAUGCCAAACUUUUCCUAUGGAAGCCUCUUCACCAGUUCAGGAGGACGUUUGCUCAAGGCCAGAUUCUGACUAAAUGAUGCAAAUUAAAUUUAGAAAAAUGCCAG
Athene cunicularia (burrowing owl) is the source of this 1105-nucleotide messenger RNA. RefSeq names its product natural killer cells antigen CD94-like. NCBI's taxonomy places the organism in Eukaryota, Metazoa, Chordata, Aves, Strigiformes, Strigidae. The transcript is spliced from 7 exons. The record is from RefSeq and is a predicted model, not a curated record. The coding region runs from base 202 to 909 and encodes 235 amino acids.